Messenger RNA from Sorghum bicolor (sorghum), 1179 nucleotides. Its product is annotated as podocalyxin-like. The transcript is spliced from 2 exons. The coding region runs from base 1 to 1179 and encodes 392 amino acids. NCBI's taxonomy places the organism in Eukaryota, Viridiplantae, Streptophyta, Magnoliopsida, Poales, Poaceae. The record is from RefSeq and is a predicted model, not a curated record.
AUGACUAGAGAAAUGAAUUCGUACAGACUCAGCGAGGGGAACGUGUUAACAGGCCGUGUUGUUGGGCCUAUGCAGCGUGCGAAGGAGGUGCAGGUGCAGCGCCUGGGUUCAGCUGCUCCCUUGGAUUGCAGUGAACGGCAGAUAUGCAUCGACUGCCGGGAGCAGACACAGAGGGCGACUGCAGGGGAUCUCAUUCCGCUUCAACUGCAACUUGAGCUCGAGCGUUGGGGGCAGCAUCUGGAGGCUGGAGCUGCGCGCCGGCAAAGGGAUGCUGAUCUCACCACCGAGCAGUGCCCGGACACGGUGAGCGCAAUGCCGGUAGCCGCGUGGCCAGCAGACGAGGCGAGGAAUGCCUUUGGGACGACGACGACGACGUCCGAACGCCGAGGCAGUUGGAAGGGGAGGAAGCCGGAGGCACAAGCUCGCAACGAGGAAUACAUCGCGGGAGGGAAGGAAACGAGUCGCCGAGGAAGGUGGUCGCAUCGUCUGUGGAUAACAAGGAUGGGAGACCCGCUCCCGGUUCCCACACCCCAGGUCGCGAGGAUCGCCCAUGGCGUGCCCCGGGCAGCCCCCGCGCCGACGCCACCGGUGGCUGCCAGCCCGGCACAUGUGGCACCUUCCUCCACCUCUCCUCCCUCCCCGGCAAACUCUUCUGCGGGCCCUCCGCCCCCGCGGGGCACCCGGUCGCUCGCGCCGCCAACAACGCCGGAGGCCUAUGGGGGUGGGGGAGCAGGGGAGGCAGAGGUACCUGCCCUUGCCGGCAUCAACGAUGGUGAGGUCGGCAACGGGGCGACCUCACGGCCCAGCCCCCACGAUAGUAGGACCCGACUCCACGCCUCGACGACCUCCAGCCGACCUCCGUCACCGCACUGCCGCGCCGUCGAGUCCUUCCACUGGCGCGCCCCGGCAACUGGGGGCGGACGCCGGCCAGCUCGGCCACACCCCCUGCCGAGCCAUGCCCCGCGGGUGUCCGGGACUCGGGGCUGGUCCUCUGCGGGCCUCCUCCCCGACACCGCCGACGACAGCUACGCCGGCGCGUCCUCGCCUCAUCCCUCUGCGCGGACGCCGGAGUCGCAAAGGGCGACCCUUGGAUGCAGGCGGUCUCCACGAGCAGGAGUUCCUCCCUGUCCCCUCUUGCCUCACCCUUCUUCCCUGCCAAGCAGUCCGCGGGUAGGUUAG